This is a messenger RNA of Dufourea novaeangliae, 1568 nucleotides long. It is a transcript of the gene Ssadh, whose product is annotated as succinate-semialdehyde dehydrogenase [NADP(+)] GabD. NCBI's taxonomy places the organism in Eukaryota, Metazoa, Arthropoda, Insecta, Hymenoptera, Halictidae. The transcript is spliced from 2 exons. The record is from RefSeq and is a predicted model, not a curated record. Bases 45 to 1568 code for a protein of 507 amino acids. Gene Ontology annotation, molecular function: succinate-semialdehyde dehydrogenase (NAD+) activity.
UCAGUAUUUUCUACUCCUGAGAUUAUUACUUGUCUAGUGACACAAUGUUCCACAAUAUGUGUACACUACAAAAGUGCGCUUCAUACCAUGCCUUGACAUUAACUCGAUCAAUGCAUCUUCUAAAAGAUCUGGCAUAUAUAAAUGGAAAAUGGGUAGGAGCAAGCAGUAAACAAAUGUUUCCUGUUCAUAAUCCAGUUGAUAAAUCCAUUAUUAACAAUGUGCCUGAUAUGGAUGUUGUGGACACAAGAGCAGCAAUUGAUGCAGCAUCUAAAGCUUUUGAAUCAUAUCGUGCAACAAGUGCAAGAGAUCGAAGUAAUUUGCUCAGAAAUUGGUACAAUCUGAUGGUGAAGCAUUCAGAAGAUUUGGCACAAAUUUUGACUAAAGAAAAUGGAAAGUCUCUCGCUGAGUCUAGAGCAGAAAUUAACUAUGGAAAUUCCUUUAUUGAGUGGUUUUCAGAAGAAGCUAAAAAAGUUGAUGGAGAAGUGUUACAAGGUGGUGAUCCUAGCAGACACUUAUUUUUACUGAGACAACCAGUCGGAGUAGCUGCUUUGAUUACACCAUGGAAUUUUCCUCAUGCUAUGAUUACUCGUAAAGCAGGAGCAGCUCUAUCUGUUGGGUGCACAUGUGUAGUAAAGCCAUCUGAAGAUACACCUUUAACUGCUUUAGCAAUGGCUGAACUUGCAGAAAAAGCAGGAUUCCCAAAUGGGAUCUUUAAUGUGGUUACAACGAGUCAGAAAAAUUCUCCUUCUGUGGGUAAAGAAUUAUGUGAACAUCCUAAAGUAAGAGUUUUAUCGUUUACUGGUUCCACAGCUGUAGGAAAAAUUUUGUACAGACAAUGUGCUUCAACCAUGAAACGACUUAGUCUUGAAUUAGGAGGUAAUGCACCAUUUAUUGUUUUUGAUUCAGCACAGUUGGAUAUAGUUAUAAAAGGUGCUAUGGCAAGUAAAUUUCGUAAUACUGGCCAGACAUGUGUUUCUGCAAAUAGAUUUUUUGUACAAGCUGGUAUAUUCGAUCGAUUUGUUGAAAAUUUUUUGGCAAAGAUUAACACUGAAAUUAAAAUGGGCGAUGGUAGUAAGAAGGACAUUACACAUGGACCUCUUACCAAGGAAAGUCAGUUACAUAGUGUGCAUGGACUUGUUACUGAUGCAGUGAAAAAAGGAGCAAAAGUACAUUGUGGUGGUAAACCAUUACCCGAGUUAGGACCACUGUUUUAUGCUCCCACUCUUAUAACAAAUGUGACUGAAGAUAUGGUAAUAUACAAUAAAGAGAUUUUUGGUCCAGUAGCAGUUAUUAAUAAAUUUGAUACUGAAGCUGAAGUUAUACAGAAAGCUAAUGAUACACCAGUUGGUUUAGCUGGAUACUUUUAUUCUCUUGAUGUAUCACAGAUAUUUAGAGUAGCCAAAGCAUUAGAAGUUGGGAUGGUUGGUGUGAAUGAGGGAUUGAUUUCAUGUGCAGAGGCUGCUUUUGGAGGGGUGAAAGAAUCAGGCAUAGGUAGAGAAGGAUCUAAACAUGGUGUUGAUGAGUAUGUUGAUAUUAAAUAUGUAUGCAUUGGAAAUAUUAAGCAGUAA